AUGUUUAAGAUGAAGCGCACGGGGUGGGGUCCAUAUACAGGCGCGAUGCUGAAAGAGAAACGGCUUGCCAGAGAGAAAUUUACCGAGGACGAUAUCACCCGCCUGCAGGGUGCAAUUAUAGAAUACGAAAGAGACAAGUGGAAGGUGAUUGCUCAGAAGAUGGGAAUGUCAGAACAGACCUGUGAACAAUACGCGAAGGCGCUUUUAUCAGAUUCUCCUAUCACGCUGCUUGGUGACUGA
Messenger RNA from Trichoderma virens Gv29-8, 240 nucleotides. RefSeq lists its product as uncharacterized. The transcript has 4 exons. NCBI's taxonomy places the organism in Eukaryota, Fungi, Ascomycota, Sordariomycetes, Hypocreales, Hypocreaceae. Bases 1 to 240 code for a protein of 79 amino acids. The record is from RefSeq and is a predicted model, not a curated record.